CACGCGCGCGCGUGAGAUGUGGCUCAUCAUCAGUGAGGAGGGGAGAUCGGCUGAGUGGCUGUUGGCUUUACACUAAGAUGUCAGCGGCGGCUUCUCUGCAGUAAGCACAUUGAGGUUAUGCUGCCUAUAAAUUCCUGCUUGAGUCUCAGUGAGAAAGAGAAAGGCUAAAGCCUGUUCAGAUCCGAUUGUCGUUGAGCGUCUUCACCGCAGUGUCCUGACGUCAACCAUGAGUGACCCUGUGACUUCAGAUGAACUCACCAAUGCUGUGGCUUCAGUCGUUCACAACCCUGAGUCAUCAUCCACACCCGUUCGAGUGGCGCAGAGGGAAGAAGAGGAGGAAGGUGACCUGAAUAAAGCAUUAGGCGUUCAGCGCUUCCAGCAGAUCCUGAGCCCCGCUCCCAGAGUUCCCAGCGAGCUGCACCGCACCUACAAUGAGGAAGAUUUUGAAUAUCACCGUCACUCGUCCCAUCACAUCCAUCAUCCUCUGUCCAAACUCCCGGGAGACGGCAGGAGGAAGAAGAGUGGAAGGAGGAGGAGACGGAGGGGCAGUAAGGACCACAGAGUGUGUUCCAGCCCCAGCGGUGCUUUGGCCAUCGUGGAGGGUGAAGAUGAGGAGGAGGAGGAGGAAGAGGAAGAAGCUACAGAGAGCCAGAGCGCCACUCCAGCAUCCACAACAGAGAGGAAAGACAGUGUUCAGUUCUUCGUGUCGGAUGAUGAGCCUCAUGUAUCCACACCUGAGACUUCAGAACCUCUUCCUGCACGAGAAAUCCUAAUCGUCCCAUCGUCUGCUGUGUGUUCAGAGCCUCAGGACAGCACAUCCACUGAGCCAUCUGAACCUGCUCCUCUGAGCCCUAUCGCCACUGAGCCCAACGCUCUGCCCCGUGUGUCGAGUCGCAGCUACGACCUUCAGGAGAGACGUCGCACGGGCAACAUGACGGGGACCGAGCAGGCCAAAUACCAGCGGAUCCCCACUGAUGAGUUUGAGGCACAGACCCUGGCCUCGGCUGACCUGGAUGGCAUUAAAAGCCAUCGUUUUGAAGAUGUUCCUGGAGUACGUCGACACCUGGUCAGGAAAAGCACAAAGGGUCAGGUGGUUCACAUCAGCAAAGAUCACAAAGAACCCAGCACACGCACUCGCAAACUGGACCGGACGCCGCAUGAGGUGUUUGUGGAGCUUAAUGAGCUGAUCAUGGAUAAAAACCAGGAGAUGCAGUGGAGAGAAACAGCUCGCUGGAUCAAGUUUGAAGAGGAUGUGGAAGAGGAGACGGACCGCUGGGGGAAACCACACGUCGCCUCUCUGUCAUUCCGCAGUCUGUUGGAGCUGAGAAGAACCAUCUCUCAUGGAGCUGUACUUUUGGACUUGGACCAGAAGACUCUACCUGGUAUCGCCCAUCAGGUGGUGGAACAGAUGAUCAUCUCAGACCAGAUUAAAGCUGAGGACAGAGCUAAUGUCCUCCGCGCUCUUCUACUCAAGCACAGUCACCCGAGCGAUGAGAAGGAGCACACCUCCUUCCCCAGAAACAUCUCAGCAGCCAGCCUGGGCUCCUUGAUCACCCAUCACCAGAGCAGUAGUAACCACCUGUCCCCAGUCCCCGAACCCUCCGUCACAGAGCCGCUCAUGGGGUCCACAAGGACCAGUCAAGACAGCUCGCUGCACAUCGACAUAGAGAAGAAUGAGAAAGAUUCUGCUCCACCCAUAGGCAUGCACAGAUCCAAAUCCAAACAUGAACUUAAGCUUCUGGAGAAAAUUCCAGAAAAUGCUGAAGCCACUGUUGUACUCGUUGGCAGUGUUGACUUCCUGGAGCAGCCCACUAUGGCAUUUGUUCGGCUUCAGGAAGCUGUAGAACUGGAUUCAGUCUUGGAGGUACCGGUUCCUGUUCGGUUUCUCUUUGUGCUGCUUGGUCCUCCCAGCACCAACAUGGACUACCACCAGAUCGGACGCUCCAUUUCCACACUCAUGUCCGACAAGCAAUUUCAUGAAGCUGCGUACCUGGCAGAUGAUCGGCAGGAUCUGCUCAACGCCAUCAACGGCUUCCUGGACUGCAGUAUUGUUCUUCCUCCAUCAGAGCUGGGCGGCGACGAUCUCCUGCGGUCCGUCGCUCACUUCCAAAGAGAGAUGCUUCGAAAGAGAGAGGAGCAGGAGGUAGCCUUACUGUCCAAAGAGCCCAAGAGCCUUGAAGAGAAAGAGGCCUUGCUGGCACCCUUGAAACUGGAAGAUGACCCUUUACGACGCACAGGCCGUUUGUUUGGUGGGCUGAUCCAAGACGCCCAGCGCCGAUACCCAAAGUACAUCAGUGACUUCAAGGAUGCUCUGAACCCCCAGUGCAUGGCUGCUGUCAUCUUUAUUUAUUUCGCUGCUCUUUCUCCCACAAUCACAUUCGGAGGCCUUCUAGGUGAGAAGACCGAAGGGCUCAUUGGUGUGUCGGAGCUGAUUGUGGCCACAUGUAUUCAGGGUGUGGUGUUCUGUCUGCUCGGGGCUCAGCCGCUCCUGGUGGUGGGCUUCUCUGGACCAAUCCUGGUGUUUGAAGAAGCCUUUUUCUCUUUCUGUAAGAGCAAUAAUAUGGAGUACCUGACAGGUCGGGUUUGGAUUGGUUUUUGGCUCAUAAUCAUCGUGGUGGUGAUGGUAGCCUUUGAAGGCAGCUUCCUGGUCCGAUUUGUCUCUCGUUUCACCCAGGAGAUCUUCUCCAUCCUCAUCUCUCUCAUCUUCAUCUAUGAGACCUUCUCAAAACUGGCCAAGAUAUUCCAGGAGCAUCCUCUGAGACGCUGCUCUGCGACAAUUGUUGAUGUAAACAACUCAACGUACAACUCAAGCAUGGAGGAUGUCACUUUGAAUCCAUUAGCAUUGAACAGCAGUACACCAGGGACGGUGAAAGUAGUUGGUGAACCUAAUACCGCUUUGCUUUCCUUGGUGCUCAUGUCUGGGACCUUUUUCAUUGCCUACUACCUGCGCAAGUUCAAAAACAGUGCUUUCUUUCCUGGCAGGCUAAGAAGAGUUAUUGGAGAUUUCGGAGUUCCUAUUGCCAUUCUAAUCAUGGUUCUGGUAGACUACAGCAUUCAGGACACAUACUCACAGAAACUGAGUGUACCCCAUGGUUUUUCAGUGACUAGUCCUGAUAAACGAGGUUGGAUAGUCAAUCCUCUGGGCACUGAUGGUCAGUUCCCCAUCUGGAUGAUGUUUGCCAGCAUCCUUCCGGCUCUGCUCGUCUUCAUCCUCAUAUUUAUGGAGACUCAAAUCACAACGUUGAUAGUCAGUAAGAAGGAGCGAAUGCUGGUCAAGGGUUCUGGUUUUCAUCUGGAUCUGCUGCUCAUCGUGACUCUUGGCGGCACCAGCGCUCUUUUCGGUCUGCCAUGGAUGGCCGCGGCCACCGUGCGUUCUGUAACCCAUGCUAACGCGCUCACCGUAAUGAGCAAAGCCGUCGCGCCAGGAGACAAACCUCGAAUCCAGGAGGUCAAGGAGCAGAGGGUGACCGGGUUACUAGUGGCAGUACUUGUAGGUCUGUCAAUAGUAAUCGGUGAUCUGCUUCGUCAAAUCCCCAUCGCUGUGCUGUUUGGCAUCUUCCUGUACAUGGGUGUGAUGUCACUCAAUGGAAUCCAGAUGACAGAACGGAUCCUGCUGCUGCUGAUGCCUCCUAAAUACCAUCCCGAUCACACCUACGUGCGCAAGGUGCGGACGCUGCGAAUGCAUCUGUUCACUGCGAUACAGGUGAUCUGUCUGGCUAUCCUAUGGGCGGUCAUGUCUACUGUGGCAUCUUUGGCUUUCCCGUUCGUUCUCAUCAUGACAGUCCCCAUCAAGAUGUUUCUUCUGCCACGCAUCUUCAGCACUCGCGAAAUGCAGUGUUUGGACGCUGAUGACGCAGAGCCCACUUUUGACGAGAAGGAGGGACACGACGAAUACACAGAGAUGCACAUGCCAGUCUGAGCCACGACCGCAGCUGUCCGUCUCUCACUUGUCUUCCUAUCAGUCAUGCUAUUGGCCAAUAGGACAGUUGCUUUAAAAACCUUGACAAACCAAAUCGCACAGCGAGUCUCGACAUGCUGUAGAGGUGAGAAUAGCAUUACGUGGACCUGAGACUCAUUUCAUUUGUAUUAGAGAGCUGCUAUCACACCGUUUAGCCUUAAACAAGUCUGUUUGUCGCCUAUAAGGAAAACGAAUGUACCUUAUGGGGUUAACUGGACGUUUUUAGCACCAUUCAGGGCCCAUGCAAUAUUACAUGUAGUUUGUAGUGAACUUUAAUGAUCAAAAAAAAAGACUGCCAAGGUCCAUUUCAUCAUACUCUGUAUGCACGUCUGCGCUUUUAAUAGCUUUCCUAGCUGAUCCCAGCUUACAUUAACACAAUCAACAGUAUUUCUUUGUUGCCAUCCGAUCAUGACUGUUUUCUCUUUCAAAAUUCUGUCUAAACAGGAUACUCUUCUCUAUAAUGAAUGCAAGUCACAUGAAACCCUGUAUGUUUUAAAUUGACUGUUACAUGCAAAUGAUUCAUUCAGAGUGAAAAAACUCUGUUUUUGAGGAUGUAUUUGGUGGUAAAUGGUCUCGAGGGAUUUUAAGAUGCCUUUUAGCUCGGAUGGAUGCACUAGUGACCUACUUUGGAGUCUUGAAACCAAUUUCAAAAAUCUAGUGUCCCAAAAUUUGUAGCGUUUAGGGUUCUGAUUUAGCUUAUCGUGACUUGUUUAUUAAAAAAACUGGUAUUUUUGACCACAUUUUUAACGUUUUUACACAUGUAUUGUUGAAUUAACACUAAAACAGUAGUCUGUUCUUUUCAGUACCAGCACACAGCAUAGAUUUUGAUUUAUUUACUAAUUAUUUAUUUGUUUAAUGGGAACUGUGUUAUUUAUGUAAGUUUAUGAGGGAUUUUACCACCGAAUUCCUGAAUAAUAUCACUAAUAUUUUUCUCCAUCAUUCACAAAUAUCUCACUUUUUGGAUUCCUACAGUGAGUUAGACGAUAAAUCUGCACUAAUAAGAUUGGAUUCAAUACACUUUCGCUUGGAACUUAUUAAUCUGGUUGCGGUUAAAUAAUUCACUGAAGCAUGUGUUGUGUUUGUUAUUUUAGUAUUACCACACAGGUUUAUUUCUGUAUUUUUUUCACACUAUUGUGCUUUAAAUGAAACAAGUGCUUUAUAUCUUUCUUACAUUCCAGAUUAUGAUUCCAGAAUCGGAUGCGUGUUAGGAUCUUUUAAUUAUAGGAAGAUAUUACGUUAGUUUUUUUAUUGCUUUGCGCUGACUAAUGACAUAUAAAGAGUCAAAAGUAAAUCGUGUAGACGUUAUUUUUAUUCAGCUAGGAAUGGGAUAGACGUUUUAUGUCAUUAUUUGAGCGUGCGGCGUGAUUGGAUCAAGAAUAUUUUUAUAAAAUGUUGUCUGUGUUGUCGUUUAGUACAUCAGGACCAUCAGCACAUUGUACUUUGUCACGGUUGUUUAUCUUUGACAUUCCCUCUGCCCGUGUUCAGCGAACGGUUCCAGGUUUGCGUCUAGACACGUUUGCACCCGCAGAACUCUGGGAGAUCUGAUCGUAGAGCCGUGCUUUGAGGUUGUGUAUGAAUGCAGGCAGGAUUAUGGUUGCGUUCUGUGUUGCUACAGUGUGAAUGCUCAGCAGCACUUGUUUGUAGAUGGUAUUUAUGGAUGCUUCAUCAUGGGGUUUGACUAAAGGUUAAUGUUUGAACAUUGUGGUCAUUUUAACGUUUGCUGAUUUUAUGUACAAAAGCAUGACCUGGUAUUUGGCAAAGGGAAGUGAGGGUCAUUUGCCAUCUGUGCGCAUUUUAUGCAUUUUGUUUUUACUUGUAUGUUUAUUGGAUAUUUGAUUAUUCAAUGUUCCUCUGUACAUAAUGCAAUAUUUACAGCAAAAUCCAAAUAUUGCAAAUAAAGUUGAUUUUUCUAUUUAAA
Molecule: messenger RNA, 5876 nt
Organism: Labeo rohita (rohu)
Lineage: Eukaryota; Metazoa; Chordata; Actinopteri; Cypriniformes; Cyprinidae
Gene: slc4a2b
Product: solute carrier family 4 member 2b
Exons: 24
Coding region: 227-3919 (1230 amino acids)
Biological process (GO): transmembrane transport; bicarbonate transport; monoatomic anion transport
Cellular component (GO): plasma membrane; apical plasma membrane; basolateral plasma membrane
Molecular function (GO): monoatomic anion transmembrane transporter activity; solute:inorganic anion antiporter activity
Source: RefSeq, a predicted model, not a curated record